AUGCCUAAAACCGGGUCCCCGUCUUGCGGCCAGCUGUCUGACAAGGAGGCGCUCGGGCAGAGCUCUGAUGAUGGUCCCUUCGUCCCUACGGUCACUGCCAUCGCCACGGCACCUGAUCUGAAGUGGAUGGUCUUGUCCACUGACAUUUCAUCAGUCGGUCCCUGCAGCGGAGACAAGCAGAAGAAGACGCACACCCCUCAGAAGAAGACGGAACCUGAGCCGGGUCCCGGGUUCUCAGUGGGCCGGAGGAAAGCACAGAAGGAGCAGCUGUCUCCAGAGGAGGAGGAGAGGAAGAGACUCCGGAGAGAGAGAAACAAACUCGCAGCUGCAAAGUGCAGAAACCGCCGACGCCAACUGACCGACAGUCUGCAGGCCGAGACAGACAGUCUGGAGGAGGAGAAAGCUGCUCUGGAGGCUGAGAUCAGCGGUCUGAUGAAGGAGAAAGAGCAGCUGGAGCUUCUGCUCAUGUCCCACAAACCACACUGCAAAAUCCCCACUGAGACGGAGGGAAAGGAGAAAAAAGAGGAAGAAGAGAAAAAGGAAAAGCAGCUUCCUGAUGAGACAACUCAGAAAAAGUCUCCAGUUCUCCACAGCACAUCAGCUUUGAGUUCGUCUGUCAAUCUAGAGAAGAUGGGCACCUCUCCUGUUCCUGUCCACCAGGAGCCCGUGAUCUCAGGAGAUUCGGACGUGCUGCUGUGCUCCAGCGCCGAGUUGGAGCCCUACAUCGACAUCAAGGACGAGCUUGGAACCAAAAUGGAGUACAGUGAGGAUGACAUGGACCUGCUGGUACCUGACAUCGACCUAAGCGCCUCUCUGGGCCUGAGCGAGUGGGAGACACUCUACAUGAGCAUGGGAGGAAGUUUGGAGCCACUGACAUUCGAUUUCGCUCAGGCUGAGGAAUGCGAGGGCGGCAAAACGAAACCUGUAGCUGAAAACUCCACCCUGCUGACAUUAUGA
Neoarius graeffei (lesser salmon catfish) is the source of this 957-nucleotide messenger RNA. Its product is annotated as protein c-Fos. Gene Ontology annotation, molecular function: RNA polymerase II cis-regulatory region sequence-specific DNA binding; DNA-binding transcription factor activity, RNA polymerase II-specific. The coding region runs from base 1 to 957 and encodes 318 amino acids. Gene Ontology annotation, cellular component: nucleus. The record is from RefSeq and is a predicted model, not a curated record. The transcript is spliced from 5 exons. Gene Ontology annotation, biological process: regulation of transcription by RNA polymerase II. NCBI's taxonomy places the organism in Eukaryota, Metazoa, Chordata, Actinopteri, Siluriformes, Ariidae.